This is a messenger RNA of Grosmannia clavigera kw1407, 1599 nucleotides long. Its product is annotated as WD repeat protein. Gene Ontology annotation, biological process: ribosomal large subunit assembly. Gene Ontology annotation, cellular component: nucleolus. The transcript has 2 exons. Bases 1 to 1599 code for a protein of 532 amino acids. The record is from RefSeq and is a predicted model, not a curated record. Gene Ontology annotation, molecular function: protein binding. NCBI's taxonomy places the organism in Eukaryota, Fungi, Ascomycota, Sordariomycetes, Ophiostomatales, Ophiostomataceae.
AUGGCGACCCUCGUGCCGCCACCGCCGAAGCGGCAACGCCGCGAGCAUAUAGAGCGCACCAAAGUGCAGCAGGACAUUACGGCGAACCUGCCGCCCGACAAUGGCUCGUUCAAGGCCCGUUUUGUCGAUGCAGACGGCAAGCAGAUGGCGGACGUGAUCGAGGUCAACAUGGCGGACGCGACGGAGAAGAACGUGUCUCUGCUGCUGAACACGCUUCUGGGCCGCGACAGUGAUGAGUUUCAGCCGUACCGGUUCCGCAUCCACAUUCCGGGCAGCGAGCCGCCAGUGAUAGUGGACCAGUACCCGGCCGAUCUGUACGGGCUGCUGCGGGCGCACGGGAUCGAGAACCCGUUUGAGACGACUGUGACGCUGGCGGCCGAGCCGCAGGCGGUUUUCCGCGUGCAGAGCGUGACGCGGCUGGCGCACCGGAUCCCGGGACACGGGCAGCCGAUCCUGUGCGUAUCCUUCAGCCCGGCAGGCCGGGGCCGCUGGCUGGCCACCGGCUCGGGCGACAGCACGGCGCGUAUAUGGGACACGGACACGGGCACGCCGCGGCACACGCUGAAGCAGCACCGCGGCUGGGUGUUGGCCGUGGCUUGGUCGCCCGACGGCAGUCGGCUAGCCACGUGCAGCAUGGACGGUACGGUGAUCGUGUGGGACCCCGAGACGGGCAAGCCGGCCGGCAAGGAGCUGACAGGUCAUUCGAAGCCCGUCUUGGCUGUGGCUUGGGAGCCGCUGCACCUGGUCAACAGCACCGGCGACCGCAGCAGCGACUACGAUGCCAACGGCCCCGGGCCCCAGCUGGCCAGCGCCAGCAAAGACGGCACCGUGCGCGUGUGGGCGGCCAACACCGGCCGAUGCCAGUACGUGCUGUCGGGACAUCGCGGCAGCGUCAGCUGCGUCAAAUGGGGUGGCACCGGCCUCCUCUACAGCGCGUCCCACGACAAGACGGUGCGGGUGUGGAAUGCCCGCCUCGGCACCCUCGUGCACGAGCUCAAGGCACAUGCCCACUGGGUCAACCAUCUGGCCCUCUCGACUGACUUCGUCCUGCGCACCGGCUACUUUGACCACACGGGCGUCGUGCCGCCCACCGACGAGGCCAAGCGCGCAAAGGCUCGUGAGCGCUUCGAGAAGGCCGCCACCAUCAACGGCGCCCUGCGCGAGCGCCUCGCUUCUGCCUCGGACGACUUCACCAUGUACCUCUGGGACCCCAUGCACCAGGCCACCAAACCCGUUACCCGCAUGGUCGGCCACCAAAAGGCCAUCAACCACGUCACCUUCUCGCCCGAUGGACUUUUUGUCGCAAGCUCUGGCUGGGACAAUCACACCAAGAUAUGGCGCGCAAAGGACGGCUCUUUUGUGAGCACAUUACGAGGCCACGUUGCGCCGGUUUACCAGUGCUCCUGGUCUGCCGACUCGCGGCUGUUGGUCACAGCAUCCAAAGAUGCCACGGUAAAAGUGUGGAAUGUGCGGGCAGCGAAGCUGGCAGCGGAUCUGCCGCACCACGAGGACGAGGUCUACGCAGUGGAGUGGAGUCCGGAUGGCCAGCGUGUUGCCAGCGGCGGCAAGGAUAAGGCCGUUCGGCUUUGGAGAAACUGA